This is a messenger RNA of Hemibagrus wyckioides, 2138 nucleotides long. It is a transcript of the gene ift57, whose product is annotated as intraflagellar transport 57 homolog (Chlamydomonas). The coding region runs from base 501 to 1679 and encodes 392 amino acids. Lineage: Eukaryota; Metazoa; Chordata; Actinopteri; Siluriformes; Bagridae. Gene Ontology annotation, cellular component: Golgi apparatus; cilium; intraciliary transport particle B. The transcript has 12 exons. Gene Ontology annotation, biological process: intraciliary transport; non-motile cilium assembly. The record is from RefSeq and is a predicted model, not a curated record.
UGACCGGAGUCCUGGAUUACAGCACCAGAUGUUUCUGAUUAUGGAGGACUUGUUAGAUAAAUUAAAACUAUUGGAUUAUGAAGAACAAGUCCUUGUGAAGCACAACAUGAAACCUCUAUCCAGUGUGUAGUGUGUGUUUUAUUGUACAGUCCAGGACAGAGAGAAGAGUAGUGUCAGCACUGACUUCUCCCACCCCGCAUUGAAUUAAAGAGUUGCAUGGCAUGGGGGAGGAACGACCUCCUCAGUCUGUCAGUGGAGCAGGGUAGUGACAGCAACCUGUCAGUGGAUUGUCCAUGAUGGACAGGAGCCUGCUCAGCGCCCUCCUCUCUGCCACUGUCAGGCUGUCCAGUUCUGAGCCUACAGUCGAGCCCGCCUUCCUCACCAGCUUGUCCACACGUGAGGCGUCCUUCUUCUUUAUGCUGGCUCCCCAGCACACUGCCGCAUAGAAGAGGGCACUCGCCACAACAGUCUGACAGAACAUCUGCAGUAGCUUUUUGCAGAUGUUAAAGGAAGCUAGCCAUCUUAGGAAGUACAGCCGGCUCUGUCCUUUCCGGAUGGCAGUCCAGUCCAUUCUUUCGUCCAGCUGUACUCCAAGGUAUUAUUUUGUAGCAAGUUCAUACACACAAAGUAACCCUGGUGAACAAUUCUACAUGUUCAGUGUCAUCGCAGCUUGGCUCAUAACACUGUGUGGCCGGUCAUUUGAAACACCACAAGAAUAUGAUGACCCCAAUGCGAUUGUCUCAAACAUCCUUACGCACCUUAGGGCGCUGGGUGGGCCAGUUGAAUUUCCUCCUUCAAAGCUGAAGUCUGGUUCAGGGGAACAUGUGUGCUACGUCUUGGACCGCCUGGCAGAGGAAGCCCUGAAUCGCAGACAGUUUGCCUGGAAGAGGCCUCUCUACCCAUCAGAACAGUUGGAGGAGGAGUCUGUGCUGGGGGAUGAUGCUGAGCUCACACUCAGCAAAUUGGAGGACUUGACUGAGGAGGCUGCUGAGUUUGAAGACGUUAUUGAUCUGGAGGAACUGAAGUCCAGAACUAGUCAGAGUGAGGUGAGAGGGCAGAGACCAGAGAUGAUCCUGGAGUCAGUGACCGAUUCUGCAGAGUGGAAUUUGGAGGUAGAGAGGGUUCUGCCCCAGCUCAAAGUCUCUGUCCGCACAGAUAUUAAGGAUUGGCGGUGCCAUGUGAGCCAAAUGCAUCAACACCAAGAUGGCAUCAAAAGCUCUUUGAAAGAGGCCAAGGCAUAUCUAGAUAAACUGCUGGAAGAGAUCAGCAAGACUCAAGAGAAAGUGAGCAGCAGAGAGAAGUAUAUCAACACACAGCUAGAACACCUAAUCACAGACUACAGGAAUGCACAAUCAAAAUUCUGUGAGGCCAAGGAGCUGUAUCAGCAGGCCAGUGGAGGAGUGACUGAGAGAACUAGAACUAUAGCAGAGAUCAGUGAGGAGCUUGAGAAAGUGAAGCAGGAGAUGGAUGAGAAGGGCAGCAGCAUGUCAGAUGGAGUUCCAGUAGUAAAGAUCCGGCAGAGUCUGACUAAGUUAAAGCAGGAGAUCCAGGAGAUGGAUGUGCGUAUGGGGGUAGUGGAACACACACUGUUGCAGGCCAAACUCAAGGAAAAGAGCAACAUGACCAGAGACAUGCAUGCCACACACAUCACAGAGACUACUACACACACCUACUCAUAACCACACACAGAAUAGACACAAUACAUGGGAACAAAUAUAAUAUUAGCACCUGCAAAAUAUAUUGAAUAUUUGUUGCUUUGGUGAUUCUGAAGUGUUUUGCAGGGGGAAAAAAUAUUACUUUUAUGCUUUUGACAAGUCCAGUAUCAGCUGGCUUCUGGAGAACCUUCAGAAUGUUAUUCUGAAGACCAUAAUUCACUUAAUGUAAGGCAUUUACAUUUUACAAAAACAAUUAAUGACAUAAUAAAAUAUGGUAUCUGAUAAUGUGUUUAUACAGAAAAAAAUGAUUGAUAUUUCUGUAUGAAUGAAACAAUGAUUCACAUGCUCACUAGCUGUUAUCUCUAUAUCACAACAGACAAUUUUGCAAAAACAGACAUUUGUAACAAUCUGGUGUUAACUGUAACAUUAUGAACAUUAUCACUUCUCAAAACAUUUUCAAAAAUAAAAACAUGUUAUUCAUCA